UGGCCCAGCUGAAGCCCCGCCCCCUCGCCUCCUCUCGGAGCCCGACCGGCUUGCCCGGCAGUCCGCUGAAUGUUCUCGGCUCGGAUGUCCGCGGUCGCGUCCAGCGCCAUGUCCUGCUACAUCUACCAGCUGCCCGCCUGGGUGCUGGACGACCUGUGCCGCAACAUGGAUACGCUCAACGAGUGGGACUGGAUGCAGUUCGCAUCCUAUGUGAUCACAGACCUGACACAGCUGCGGAAGAUCAAGGCCAUGGAGCGGGUGCAGGGCGUGAGCAUCACCCGGGAGCUGCUGUGGUGGUGGAGCAUGCGGCAGGCCACUGUGCAGCAGCUGCUUGACCUCUUGCACCGCCUGGAACUCUACCGUGCCGCCCAGAUCGUGCUGAACUGGCAGCCUGCUCUGGAAUCCGGAUCUUCUAGCCCAACCUUUCUUCAGCCUGCAACGCCAGGGAGGCCUGAGAGAAGCACUGGGGAUGAACGGGAGAAGGGGCAGCCCGUGGGGCCGGCCAGCCAGUCACAUCCAGGAUCUGCUUCCACUGGAGCCCAGCAGUCCUUUUCCUCACCAACUUUUGAAGAGGACCCCUCAGAUUCUAAGGACUUCAGCACAUCCGUUCCUCAGCAGGAACUGUUGCUCCCAGCUGGGGACAGCCUUUUCUGGAGGGAGGUGGACGUGGUCCAGGCGACCCAGGACUUCAGUGAAAGCCACCGCAUCAGCCAUGGGAGCUUUGCUGACAUCUACCGAGGACAGAGGCACGGGAAGCCAUUUGUUUUCAAGACCCUCCGAGAGGGCACCUGCUCAAGUCCAGGGUCAAUUGAAAGAUUCUUCCAGGCGGAAAUAGAAAUGGGCCGCAGGUGCUGCCACCCCAACGUCUUACUUCUGCUGGGCUUCUGCACGGGCAGAGCGUUUCACAGUUUGGUCUACCCCUACAUGGCUAACGGCUCUCUACAGGACAGGCUGCAUGGUCAGGGCAGCUCAGACCCCCUCAGCUGGCCCCAGCGCAUCGGCAUCUGCUCUGGGCUGCUUAGGGCUGUCGAGCACCUGCAUGGCUUGGAUGUUAUCCACAGCAACAUCAAAAGCUCCAACGUGUUGCUGGACCAGAAUUUCACCCCAAAGCUGGCUCACCCAGUGGCUUACCUGUGUCCUGUCAACAGAAAGUCCAAGUACACAGUGAUGAAAACGCACCUUUUCCAGGCUUCGGCUGCGUACCUGCCUGAGGAUUUCAUCCGCGUGGGGCAGCUGACGAAGCGCGUGGACGUCUUCAGCUGUGGGAUAGUGCUAGCCGAGACCUUCACGGGCAUCCCUGCCGUGGACAACACCCGCAGACCAGCCUACUUGAAGGAUUUGCUCCUGUGUGAGAUCCCCAGCACUGCCACAUCGCCCUGCUCCGGAAGAACCUCCUUGGAGGCUGAGGUGGCAGAGAAGGUGAGGGAUGUCUGCGAGAAGCUCCUGGAGAGAAGGGCAGGGACUCCGCCUGCCGGUUGUGCACGGGCUCUGGCUGCCGCCUGCCUCUGCCUGCGGAGGCGCAAUGCCAGCCUGGACCAGGUGCGCGACUCAGUGGGCGCUGUGGAAAAGCAGCUUGGCUCUGAGGGUACAGAGCCCUCCUCUAACACCCCAGAGGAAACAGAUGAUGUGGAUAAUCCCAACCUUGAUGUCUCCUGCUCCACCGGGGCUGUGGGCAUCCUGCAGAUUGCAGCCUCAGCCCUGCCUGCAGAGAGCCGAGGAGGAGGCCCCGAGGGGGCCGAGGCCUGUGCGCCCCUGGAGCCUGCUGAGGAUGAUACAGAGACUUCAUGGAAAAUCGAGAUCAACGAGGCCAAAAGGAAGCUGAUGGAGAACAUCUUGCUCUACAAGGCUGAGAAGCUGGACAGUGUUGAACUUUUUGGCCCUUGAUGAUGGGGGCCAAGGACCCCUACCCCCACUGAAGGAAGAUCAGCAAAGCACAAAAAGGGGCUGAGGGCAGAAUCUGAGAAGGUCAAGCGACAUGGACACCAGACAGCACCUCUCUGAGAGUGAACUUGGGGACAGGGAGGCCUCAGCUUUUAGUGACAAGGCCUGAUGGCCAGAGUGGGCUCUGGGAGAGUGAGGUGGAAACUGGGGGUGCUGUGUGAUCAUUGUCCCAGCAGCUGCUGUCACCCAGCUCUCUCCACAGGACUGCUGAUAGGAAGUCCUGUGAAGCCCAUGGGGUUCUCUGAAGCUGACAUCUGAGUCAUAGUCGCCAACAAGCACCUACAGACUUAUACACUGUGUAAGAUUGUCCAGAUGCGCCCGUGCAGUUCCCAUUGCCCUCCUAAGGUGUCAGCUAGUUCUGAUGCCAGACACCUGGCUCAGGGCUCGGAGGCCUCUUUGCUUCCUGUGGGGAAUCUCGCAACCUGCAGGUAUUUACUGAGCACAGCCCAGUUCCGUCUGCACAUUGCACGGAUGCCCAUGUGUUUGGUGCAGUUUCUGCUUCAAGUGUGUUAUUUAUGGCCAGAUGGGGAGUUGGGAGAACUAGUUCCACUAGCCUCAUGUGAGCCUGCUACUGAUUGAAUCAAUCACUUCUUUUCUGGAACCUCUAAGUAAGGAACUAGCUGCUCCUGCU
This is a messenger RNA of Ochotona princeps (American pika), 2572 nucleotides long. RefSeq names its product interleukin 1 receptor associated kinase 2 (gene IRAK2). The transcript is spliced from 13 exons. The record is from RefSeq and is a predicted model, not a curated record. The coding region runs from base 70 to 1884 and encodes 604 amino acids. Lineage: Eukaryota; Metazoa; Chordata; Mammalia; Lagomorpha; Ochotonidae. Gene Ontology annotation, biological process: interleukin-1-mediated signaling pathway; intracellular signal transduction; protein phosphorylation. Gene Ontology annotation, cellular component: nucleus; plasma membrane; cytoplasm. Gene Ontology annotation, molecular function: protein binding; ATP binding; protein kinase activity.